UCUCCCCAGCCUUUCUAGACUGCAACCUCGUCCUCAUCCAUAUCUCCAUUUUUUUCACUUUAAGCUUUUUUCAGAAGCUUCAAUGGCCAUCUCCAUCACCAACAUGACUCUUCCCUACACAAGUCAUGGGCGGAAGUCAGAAAAUAUUUUUGCAGUCUCAUUUUCUAGCCAGAAACCUCAGUUUCUACGCGUUGAUGCAGACGAGAUCAGUAGAAAGAUGCGUACCGUGACCAGGGUGUUGUCGAAAACCACCAAUGGGUCAUCAACGGGCAUUGGAUCGUUGUCUUCCAUCAUCAAUGACCUCGAGAAGGAAAAGACGGUCAAAAGAGUGCAUGAGGAGCUAGUAUCGGAGCGGUGGAGGGAAAUCCAUGGCGAGGAUGAUUGGACUGGAAUGCUAGAUCCGAUGGAUCCCCUGUUGAGAUCGGAGCUAAUCCGGUACGGAGAAAUGGCUCAAGCUUGCUACGACGCAUUCGAUUUCGAUCCCUUCUCGAAGUACUGCGGGACCUGUAGAUUUAUGCCCAGAAAAUUCUUCGAUUCCCUCGGAAUGGCCGGCCAUGGCUACGACGUGUCGCGAUACCUCUACGCCACAUCGAAUAUCAAUCUCCCCAAUUUCUUCAAGAAGUCCGGGCCUAAAGUCUGGAGCAAAAACGCGAACUGGAUCGGAUACGUCGCGGUGUCGAACGACGAAAAAUCAAGAGUUCUAGGGCGCCGGGACAUAACCAUCGCCUGGCGCGGCACGGUGACCAGACUGGAGUGGAUCGCGGACCUGAUGGACUUUCUGAAGCCAGUAUCGUCGGAGAACAUUCCCUGCCCUGACCGGACGGUUAAGGUGGAGUCGGGAUUCCUCGACCUGUAUACGGACAAGGACGAGAGCUGCAGGUUCUGCACGUUCUCAGCUCGGGAGCAGAUUCUGACGGAGGUAAAACGUUUGAUAGAGAUGUACCCUGACGAAGAACUGAGCAUAACCUUCACCGGCCACAGCCUGGGCGGCGCAUUAGCGGUGUUGAGCGCGUACGACGUGGCGGAGACGGGGCUGAACGUGCUCAACAACGGGCGGGUGCUGCCGGUGUCGGUGCUCUCGUUCUCCGGGCCUAGUGGGAAUGUUCGGUUCAAGGAGCGGCUGGAGGGGCUAGGGGUGAAGGUGCUGAGGGUGGUGAACGUGCACGACGUCGUGCCCAAGUCGCCGGGGCUGUUUUUCAAUGAGCAAGUGCCGGCGAUGGUGAUGAAACUGGCGGAGGGGUUGCCAUGGAGCUACUCGCAUGUUGGGGUGGAGCUGGCGCUGGACCACAAAAACUCGCCCUUCUUGAAGCAGAACGCCGAUCCCAUUUCCGCCCAUAACUUGGAGGCUCACCUGCAUUUGCUGGAUGGAUACCACGGGAAAGGCCAGAGAUUUGUGCUGGCAAGUGGGAGAGACCCAGCGCUGGUGAACAAGGCAUCUGAUUUCUUGAAGGAUCACUACCUGGUUCCCCCGUACUGGAGGCAGGACGAGAACAAAGGCAUGGUCAGAAGCAGCGAUGGGCGGUGGGUGCAGCCGGAGCGGCCCAAGCACGAGUUACACGACCAUAACCAUGCAGAUAUGCACCACCACCUCGGCCAGCUAGGCCUUUCUUCUGGCCAAUAGAGAUGGUUUGACUCGUGGCUAUAGCCUACUUCCAGUUUUGGGUCCUCUCCAUUUGUACAAAACAACAAGUAUAUAUGUAGUUUGUUUAUUUACAUCUGUCCUUUUUGAUAA
Messenger RNA from Vitis riparia (riverbank grape), 1732 nucleotides. Its product is annotated as phospholipase A1-Igamma2, chloroplastic-like. Gene Ontology annotation, molecular function: glycerophospholipase activity. Gene Ontology annotation, biological process: lipid metabolic process. NCBI's taxonomy places the organism in Eukaryota, Viridiplantae, Streptophyta, Magnoliopsida, Vitales, Vitaceae. The record is from RefSeq and is a predicted model, not a curated record.